Molecule: messenger RNA, 1730 nt
Organism: Gastrolobium bilobum
Lineage: Eukaryota; Viridiplantae; Streptophyta; Magnoliopsida; Fabales; Fabaceae
Product: CBL-interacting serine/threonine-protein kinase 21
Exons: 15
Coding region: 94-1503 (469 amino acids)
Biological process (GO): signal transduction; protein phosphorylation
Molecular function (GO): ATP binding; protein kinase activity
Source: RefSeq, a predicted model, not a curated record
AGCAAAAAAGAUAUAGCAUACAGCUACAGAGAUCAUAGCGAGGAAAAACAUCUUGUAUAGAACCAGUGCCAAAAACUGGAUGCCAAGAAAGUAAUGGGGUCUGAAAAAAAUAUAGGGAAGUAUCGGCUUGGAAGGACACUAGGAGAAGGUAAAUUCGCUAAGGUUAAGCUAGCUGUGAAUUGCAACAAUGGUCAGAAAGUUGCGAUCAAGGUCAUUGAUAAGCAUAUGGUCACGGAAAGCAAUCUUAAGCAUCAGGUCAAAAGAGAGAUUAGAACAAUGAAACUUCUGCAUCAUCCCAAUAUUGUCAGAAUUCACGAGGUUAUUGGCACAAAAACAAAGAUAUACAUUGUGAUGGAAUAUGUAUCAGGAGGACAACUAUUAGACAAGAUGUCCUAUGCUAAGAUGUUGAAUGAAUGUGAGGCCAGAAAACUAUUUCAGCAACUUAUUGAUGCCGUGGACUACUGCCAUAACAAAGGAGUUUAUCAUCGAGAUCUCAAGCCAGAAAACUUGCUUCUUGACAGCAAGGGAAAUCUUAAAGUGUCUGAUUUUGGAUUAAGUGCACUGCAAAAGCCUAAUGAUGUCUUAAACACGCGAUGUGGCUCCCCGUGUUAUGUGGCACCUGAGCUACUAUUGAGCAAAGGGUACGAUGGAGCAGCUGCUGAUGUUUGGUCAUGUGGGGUGAUCCUUUUUGAAUUACUUGCAGGCUAUCUACCAUUUGACGACCAAAACUUGAUGCGCUUAUAUAAGAAGAUAUGGAAAGCAGAAUACACGUGUCCAUCAUGGUUUACUCAAAUUCAAAAGAAACUAAUUGCCAGAAUACUUGAACCAAGUCCUCUAAAGCGAAUGACCAUACCAGAUAUUCUUGAAGAUGAGUGGUUUCAAACAGAUUAUAAGCCUGCUUGUGCAUGUGAAUUUGAUCAGAACAUCAACUUGGAUGAUUAUAAUGCUACUUUCGAUUCAAUCGAGGAGAAAAUCAGAGAGUCAACGAUAUCGAAGUCCUCAAGUUUCAUUAAUGCGUUUCAACUAAUAGCCAUGUCUCAGGACCUUGAUCUAUCUGGCCUUUUUGAAGAACAGGAUCACAAAAAGAAUACAACAAGGCUUGGAUCCAAGCACACAAUCAAUGAAACAAUAGAAAAAAUAAAAGCUGCUGCAACAGAUGUAAGACUGUCAGUAGAGAAAAUGAACAACUUUAAGAUAAAAAUGCACCCUAAACAGAUAAUGACUAGAUGUUCUAGAUCAUGCUUUGACCUAUCAGCCCAGGUGAUAGAAGUUGCUCCAACUCAUUGUGUUGUAGAAAUAUCAAAAUCUGUUGGAGAUCUAAGAAUGUACAACGAAUUUUGUGAAAGUCUAUCAAGUCUUCUGAAACAAAAAUCUGCUGUGCCAUCACAAAGCCAAGAUGCUGAGGAUCUAUGCGCCACUGGCAUAAAAAAGAAAGAUGGAUGUUAUGAUGAAGAGCCAAAUAGUGAAGAUAGUGAAGGUCUUCGUGGCUAUAAAUCUGCUUGAAGAUUGACUUAAUCCUUGUCUCCAUAUUCCAUUCACUAAUUAGCGGAGUUCACAGACAGGGUAAGGCAUAGAUGACUAAGAAUAAAACAAAGUCCAAGAAAAGUAUAUUUCCACAAAGCUAGUUUCUUGCUUGAAGUAUUUAUUCUUUUCUCCUUUUCAUCUAUCUUCUUGACCGAAGCAAUGCUAUUCUUCUUUAUUUUAAUUUUUUGAUUUUAUUUUCUGCCGUC